Molecule: messenger RNA, 1771 nt
Organism: Syngnathus acus (greater pipefish)
Lineage: Eukaryota; Metazoa; Chordata; Actinopteri; Syngnathiformes; Syngnathidae
Gene: clk2b
Product: CDC-like kinase 2b
Exons: 11
Coding region: 237-1403 (388 amino acids)
Biological process (GO): regulation of RNA splicing; protein phosphorylation
Cellular component (GO): nucleus
Molecular function (GO): protein tyrosine kinase activity; ATP binding
Source: RefSeq, a predicted model, not a curated record
GGGGCUCAAGUUUAUUCUUAGUCUCAGCUCCAUCCUGUCUGCGGCUCUCACUUUUCGCCCUCGGCCUUGCCUUCUUUGCUUUCUGGUGUUGCUCUUUUUUUUCCACGCUCUUGCCCCCAACCUUUCACUUCAGAUUUGCUCUGACGACACUGCGGGUCAUUUUGGAUUUUGGCCUCGACUCGCGGCGGUUGGCUUUUCUUCCUCCAUCCUUUUGUCGGAGGUUCUGCCGCUGCGCGAUGGGCAAGACGGAGUUGCGCUCCGUGUGCAAAAGCUUCCUGGACUGUCUGUGCCUCUGCUUGUCGCGAGGAAGUGGCAAAGCGGCGGCCGACACCAACCGAGACACCGAGAACGGCCACCUGGUCUACAAAAACGGAGACGUCCUGGACGAACGAUAUGAGAUCCUGGACACGCUGGGCGAAGGGACAUUUGGCAAGGUGGUGCAAUGUUUGGACCACAGCAGCGGGCGUCCGAUUGCUCUGAAGAUUAUUAAGAACAUUGACAAGUACAGAGAAGCGGCCAAACUGGAGAUAAACGUGCUGGAGAAAAUUAGCCGCAAAGAUCAGCACAAAUUAUAUCACUGCGUGCAGAUGCUGGACUGGUUCAACUUCUUUGGCCACAUGUGCAUCUCCUUUGAGCUCCUGUCUCUGAGUACCUUUGACUUCCAGAAAGGCAACAACUUCCUGCCUUACCCUAUCCACCACAUCCGACACAUGGCUCAGCAGAUCUGCCGCGCCGUCUGCUUUCUCCAUGACAACAGGCUGACUCACACCGACCUGAAGCCAGAGAACAUCCUCUUUGUCAACUCUGACUAUUCUGUCAUAUACAACGCUGACAAGAAGUGCAACGAGAAGCGAGUCAACGACAGCACGGUGCGCUUGGUGGAUUUUGGCAGUGCCACUUUUGACCUCGAGCACCACUCAAGCGUCAUCUCCACGCGCCACUACCGAGCCCCCGAGGUCAUCCUGGAGCUGGGCUGGAGUCACCCUUGCGACGUGUGGAGCAUAGGCUGCAUCCUGUUUGAGUACUACAAAGGAUUCACGCUCUACCAGACUCAUGACAACAAGGAGCAUCUUGCCAUGAUGGAGCAUGUCCAUGGGCCGGUUCCUCAGAGAAUGGUUCAAAGGAGCAGGAAGCAGAUCUAUUUCCACUCUGGCCGCCUCAACUGGAAUGAGUGCACCAAGUCUGGACGCUACGUCAAAGCCAGGUGCAAGCCUUUGCGGAAACACCUGCUAUCACAGGGCAGGGAACACCAUCAGUUUUUUGACCUUCUGGAGAGGAUGCUGGAGUACGAGCCUUCCAAACGCAUAUCUCUCUCCUCUGCUUUGAGCCACCCUUUCUUUCUGCAACCCCAACAGUCAGCAAGGGCUCGGACGUCUCGAAAUAGCUGCAACAUGGGCCCGUGAUUUCAACCUGAAUGCGUAAACAGCACCUUGAGAGCAGUCUGUUGAUUGGUUAAGCAACAGCAGAAGUGGCACAGGACUGCCGCCAUGUUGCGCUAUGUAUGUAGCGGACGCUUUUUCACUCUCCUGCGUGCGGCGGGAUCAAGAGCCAGGUCAGGGUUAAGAGAGCUGAGCCAUGGCGUGGACAAAGGAACUGUAGCGCUUUUGAACGCUUGUAGCAGCAAUUCUGCGUGAAGGUUAUUGGAGGGGCGGCGCCCCACCAGAUCUUGUUUGGUGGAGUCACCCUGUUACUGUUUGUGUAUUUAAUACACUGUAGAACACUUAAUGUCUCUCAAUAAAGGUAGAAUCUCCCUCGAGUUGGAGAAAACCUC